UUCCGGAUUUAGACUAUCAAUGACCCCUCAGAUUCGGAAAAAGAAUAUGGCGAUAUGGAAAUAUUGCAAUUUCAAACGUACACACGUUCCGAUCGGACUAUGAGUUUACAGUCAUUAUCCCAUUCGCUCUUUUCCAUACAACAGCGUACAAUCUUAAGUUUCGUUUUUUACGAUUUUCUCAAUAUAUACCGCGUAUUAAAUAAUCAUCAAGCGUACGAAACGGGAGUCAAUGUUUCAUUUUAAUUAAAACAAUUCUCACAUUGAGAAAAACCGCAAAUUUUGAAACAAAAAAAAAAUCAAUUUCUCAAACAUGUCUGGAACAUCCGAAAACCGUCAAAAUUGUGUUUCUCUACUCGAAUAACAGCGCGUCGAUUAAAUAUUUUCAUUUUAAAGUGUAACAGACCGGUCGAGUAGGUACAAUACGGCUUCUUAGCUGACAACGAGUGUUACAAGCGUCGUAAUUUAUUUCCAACGAUCCACGUGGUGUUACGUGUAAAUAUACGCACGCAGAGGAGGAAUGGUUCUUAGGGGUGGUGGGGUGUGUGUCGCGUUGUGCUAGGCACAGGGUUUUACAAUCGUCACUCACCUGCAGCAGCAGAAGGUGAGGGUGUCGCGAUCCGGCGAGGUGCAGCCAUCCCUUAAACUCAGCUGUGUAUAGGUAUGAAGCAUGUGUAUUAUAGAAGUCAGAGGCGAUGCCGCAGCGUUUCGCAUUGCCGUUCCAAGUGUUUACCAUGUUUCCAUGGUCGAUACAAAAUUAUACUUACUCAAGACCUCUCGCAUUUCCGAUCCUCGGCUCAUGCUUUUCGUUCAGUAUUAUAACAGCAAGCCGGACGGAAUCACUGCUCUCUCGUUGUCAGCUAUCUUCCCCACGAUCCUCGUCCGGUUGCCAAAAUCAUUCGCUUUCGGCAACUUAUCGUUAUUGUACACGAGGGACGAGUAAAGUCGAUUCUUCGGUCACAACUUUUCAAUCAUCGAUAGAAAGAAAAUUCUGUGUUCCGUACGAUAUGAAUUUCACUAGGAAGUACAAAAAAUAAUUUAUCCCCAAGUUCAACUAUGUCAUACAUUUUUUCAUUCUUCGUUGCGCCCUCGCUAUUUUUUAGUGCCUAAGGAUAGGUAAUUUUUCCGUAACAUCUUCUGUAACCGAUGACCUCGAUUUUUCGGGCUGAAUCAUUUUUCCCUUAAAAUUCUGAUUUACAUACUAAACUAGAAUAAUUCUAAGCAACCGGUACACGGCAAUAAUAAUAAUAAUAAUAAUAAUAAUAACAACAACAACAACAACAACAACAACAACAACAACAACAAUAAUACUGAUAACAGCAGUAAGUGAAAAAACAUAAAUUUCAACGGUUUUCUGUCGUGCAAUCGAGAUCCAACCGUCUGACUUAAAAAAUAAUCGUGUUCUGAAGCAAGUCGCAGAUACCUACUUCGAAUCACAGAGACCCGAGCAAUUUUCUCUUUUUUUUCUCUCCUUUUUUGUCGGUCGCCAAUAGUGAUCGGACAGAUGAAGAAGGGCGGGCCGUGAUAAAAAAAAAAAAAAAAAAAAAUUUCUAAAAAAUUACAUCUACUGUUUGACGGGGCCGAAGGAAAUAAGAAAGUCUUUUAUACGGUGUAAAUUUCGGAAAAGUAAUAGUGUUAAAUUUUAUCAAUGAUAGAAGACUGUCUCGUUUAUUUAAUUUCCGCAAAAUACGCAUCGUCUCUCCGCUUGUUGUAUACGCGAUGUUGACGCGCGUACGUUUAUACACACACGUAUGUAGAUGAGUAAAAUAAUAGCUGCCGGCGUGGUGCGAAUGACUCGGUGACGUCUAUCUCUCCAACGAAUGACAGGCUUCUGAUUUCUCGACCGAUCGAUGAAGCCUGUUAGAUUGAAAAAUAAUGCCAAGUAUCUGUCAUGAACGUGAAUGGAGGUAGUAAACGACCUCUGGUAGUUUUACGAGAGGUGAGAGAAAAUGGGGAGACGAGAGAAAAUCGCCUGGACUACUGCGGUGACGGUUGCAUUUCUGGUGAUUGCACUGAGGUCCAGUCGCACGAAACAACCUUCGAUAAUCGUCACAAAAGAGUGCUCAUCUCAUCUGAUUCGUCAAAGUCUGCCGACAAAUUGGUUGAGAGUAAUCGGCCCGGUAUGGGAAAGGAUUCAAACCCAUUUUUCAACCCUUGCAAGAACGAUCAUCCAGCCCGAGAAAUGAUGAAAGAAGAUGCGAAAGUUGUCUUAUUUCACUCGGAUAUUCCCCACGCAGAGACCGACGACGUGGAUUCGAAAAAAGGGGAGGAUGAGAAACCUCCAAAGAUGGCAAAAAAAAAGAAACGAAGAUUUCUGACGAUUUGUACGAGCAACUGUAAGUACGAAGUUGUGAGAAGAGUCGCGGCGCGAUUUGGAAUGAAAGAAGUGACGGAGGACAGCAGCUGGAAUUUGUAUUGGACGGAUCUGAGUGUCAGCAUAGAACGAGCCAAAGACAUGAAGCGGUUUCAAAAAGUUAAUCAUUUCCCCGGGAUGACGGAGAUAUGCCGGAAAGAUUUACUCGCCAGAAACCUUAAUCGGAUGCUCAGACUUUUUCCAAAAGAUUACAACUUCUUUCCGAAAACGUGGUGUCUUCCUGCCGAUCACGGAGAAGCGAUUUCGUACGCCAAAGUGCGAAGAACCAAAACCUUCAUUGUGAAACCGGAUACUGGAUGUCAAGGACGCGGUAUAUACUUGACCAAAAAUUUGAAGGACGUUAAACCGUACGACAGGAUGAUUUGUCAGGUUUACAUAUCGAGACCAUUUCUCGUCGAUGGAUUCAAGUUCGAUCUGCGCGUUUAUACCUUAAUAACUUCGUGCGACCCCCUGAGAAUUUAUAUUUACAAUGACGGUCUCGCAAGGUUUGCUACGAGUCGUUACAAGGAACCAACUGGUCACAAUACCUCGAACGUUUUUAUGCAUCUAACCAAUUACGCGGUGAACAAACACAGCCGUAUGUACAUCGUUGACGAUGAAGCCGGAAGCAAGAGAAAAAUUUCAACCCUCAACAAAUGGCUGAAAAUGAAAGAGGUAGACGUCGACGAGUUGUGGUCGAGAAUCGACGAGGUCAUUAUAAAAACGGUACUGGCUGCGUAUCCGGUUCUCAAGCACAGCUAUCACACUUGUUUUCCAACCCACGACACGACUUACGCGUGUUUCGAACUUCUCGGCUUCGACGUUCUUCUCGACUGGAAAUUGAAGCCGUAUCUGUUAGAGGUAAACCAUUCACCGAGCUUUCAUACCGACGCCCAAAUUGAUAAAGAUAUCAAAGAAUCUCUGCUGAUCGACACGUUUGACAUACUGAAUUUUCAACAAUGUGAUAAAAAGAAAAUCAUCGAAGAGGAUAGAAAGAGGGUCAGGGAAAGACUGCUUCAGGGAAUAAAUUCCAGAGAUUCUAGCCUAAACGACGCGGUAUCGUCAGGUGUAGGAAAAUGUGAGAAACCAGAGGAAAGCGCAGUUGAGAAACAGUACAAAUGGGAGGACGAGCAUUUGGGAAAUUUCAGAAGAGUCUAUCCAGGCCCAGGCACUGAGAAAUAUGAUCCCUUCUUCAAGCAGGGUGGAAGCUCAAUGUUUCAAGACACAGCUGCGUCCAGGGCUCGCGAAGAGGCUGCCAAGGUGCACAGAGAAGAAGCAGAGUUACGGAUUAAGGAGCAGGAGGGUAAAAGGAUGCUUGGCAAAUGGAGCGAUCGCAGACUGCGGCCCGAAAGUCCUGUGAGCAAUAAAAAAUCAGCAGCUGUUAUAAUCGGCCAAGACAAGAGCAAGCCAAAAGUUUUGGCGAAAAAGAUGAAAAAACCAGCUGCGAUUCAAUUUACUGAGAAUAAUCUGUACUCUUUUGAACCUGAGAUAAUUUGCGAGUCUGAGGAAAGGGAUCGUAUAACCGCUUUGGCGCAGCGUGAUUUUUUGAUAAAAAGCUACGGCAUGUUAGAGCAAAUAUAUUUGGCUAUGAAAAAGAACGGCACCUUGCGACCGGAGGAUGAAAAAAAAUACGGACUGUACGGAAAACUUGGAUACAUGAAUGAUAUCUCGUUGAAUGGGUCUGCUCUUGGUCAAAAAUCGUACUAUUCUUACCAGAAUAUAUCGGUGAAAAAACCUGCAAGGUUUCAACCGAUGGCAAACCAAAGUGCCGAAUACAUGUUAAAAGUAGUAAAGGGCUCGAAAAAGUCUGUAGUGACGUAAAUGGCAAGAUUGUUUAUUAUUACUACAAUACCCGUGUUCGUGAAUAAGACAAAAUUUUCAAAUGGUACGAGAGAGAAGAUAUUAUAUACAUAUGUAUGUGUAAAACAGUAAGGUGUAUCUUGGAUUACAAAUACACCGUAUACACGUAUUGGAAAUAUCUCGGAUAAUUGUAAAGGUGAAGUUGAUAUUUAUUUAAACCAGCCACAGUCGUGCCGAGUUUAGAAUAGUCAAAGUUUACUUUACAGUUUUUAUUUUAAAUAUUCAACGUCAUUGCCUGAACGCAUGUAUAAUGGGUAGUCAAAUUGCAAGUAAAAUUUUCCCUAUGUUUCAUGCGUUAUAAUUAUAAUCUCAGUAAAAAUACAAUUCGCUUGAUUCUCACUCAAAAACUUGGUACGUACAUCGAAUUUAAGGAAUAUUAACCAGACGUCGUUUUAUUUAUUCAUCUAGUAUCGAUUAGCAGGCUCUGCAAACGGAUACAAAAAUGGGGAUAAAUGUGAGUUAGAAUUAAUUUUUGUAAUUACAAACGACAAGUUCACACGUACUCAAGUAUUUUUCGCGUCCAGACUUAACAGAAAUAUAUGAUAAAACAAUGCCAAUAAUCAUAAUGAUUAGGAAUGGAAAAUUGACGGUAGAUAUAAUCCGCCCUGUAUGCACAGGUUUAAAAAUAAUGUGCAACGAGGCACCGGUUUACGUGAGACCGGAUAUCCCGGAAAAAUUUUGGAUCGAAGAGUUGAAUGCGAACGAACGAGACGCGAGAAUCACAAAAACUCAUAUGGCUAGAACAUUGUCAAACGCCG
Molecule: messenger RNA, 4968 nt
Organism: Neodiprion virginianus
Lineage: Eukaryota; Metazoa; Arthropoda; Insecta; Hymenoptera; Diprionidae
Product: tubulin polyglutamylase TTLL13-like
Exons: 12
Coding region: 1889-4171 (760 amino acids)
Biological process (GO): protein polyglutamylation; microtubule cytoskeleton organization
Cellular component (GO): cilium
Molecular function (GO): tubulin-glutamic acid ligase activity; tubulin binding
Source: RefSeq, a predicted model, not a curated record